Molecule: messenger RNA, 399 nt
Organism: Suillus subaureus
Lineage: Eukaryota; Fungi; Basidiomycota; Agaricomycetes; Boletales; Suillaceae
Exons: 2
Coding region: 1-399 (132 amino acids)
Source: RefSeq, a predicted model, not a curated record
AUGCCCAGAGCUAAAAAGCUCGUCGAAGUUCCUUAUGACGGUGAUCCAUACAAGUCGGGGACAACGAAGAAGAAGACGCGUAGAGGGAUGCGGAGCGAGGAAGCCUUGGAACGAAAGAGGAAGAAGGCGAUAGCUCAUAGAGAAGCAAGAGAAGCAAAACAAGCGGCUCUACUACAACGCAAGGAAGGAAAGCUGCUGGACUCGGAUGUGGUCGAUACACCGCCAAAAGUUGAUGAGUCUCAGGCUCAGGUCAUCGCUGCGGAAGAUGCAUUGGUUGAGGUGAUUGCUGGACGUCGAACUUCCUCGGAAGAUGCGAAGAGGGCUAUAGCUCACAGAGAAGCGGCGCUACAACAGGUCGAGGACGGAGAGCUACUGGACCCGCAGGUCAUCGUUGCUUGA